AUGGAAAAUGCAAAGAAAAUGAUACUUAUUGAACCUGGAUUGAUUGAAAAAUUAAAACAGGAAAAUAAGGUUAAUAGUAAUUUGUCUCGAUUAGAUAUUGAAAUGCAAAACAUUAUGAAUAGUAAGACGGAAGACCGUAAGAAGUGGAUGUUAUAUUUACAAACACUACAAAGAUACCUUCACUUUACCGAAGAGGAUCGUCAACCACUCAGACUACCAAUUUAUUCUAAUACAUCUAAUGAAGAUUCAAAUGAGUCUAAAAUUGUCUUUAAAAAUAAAGACAGCGACCUAAAACGUAUAGUUAAUGCCGAAGCUUUGUUGGGAGAGAAUGGAUCCAUUAAAAGUGAAGAAAAUGAUACAAAUCCACUUUACACACCAACUCAAAUACUCAGUUUAAUACCAAAAACUUAUAAUAAAAAAGGUCAGUUAUUAUUAAAUUUAGUGGGAACAAAUAAAAGUAAAAUACAUUGGGAUAAUGAAGGCACAGUCAUAAUUGAUAAUGAAAAAAUUCCUGGAAGUAAUAUCGUUGAUUUAAUAAAUGAUUCACUAAGACCCUUAAAAAAAAGUGAUCCGAUAGGGUGGGAUAGAUUUGCUAAAGCAUUAAAAGAUAUUAAAGUACCACUUACUUAUAUUGGAAACCCGAAAAGAUGUGAGUUUAUUAAUCAUCUUCAAGCAAAUGAUCUGAAAAUAACCUCUGAGAUUGAAGAUCAAGAGUUUUCUACACCGAGCAGUGAAGAUAAAAGAUCUUUAAAUAAAAUACGGAGAAAGCUCGAAUGGGAAAAAUGGACCCCGUAC
Brenthis ino (lesser marbled fritillary) is the source of this 795-nucleotide messenger RNA. Lineage: Eukaryota; Metazoa; Arthropoda; Insecta; Lepidoptera; Nymphalidae. The record is from the annotation of a GenBank genome assembly.